Messenger RNA from Penaeus monodon (black tiger shrimp), 408 nucleotides. RefSeq lists its product as uncharacterized. The coding region runs from base 1 to 408 and encodes 135 amino acids. The record is from RefSeq and is a predicted model, not a curated record. The transcript is spliced from 3 exons. NCBI's taxonomy places the organism in Eukaryota, Metazoa, Arthropoda, Malacostraca, Decapoda, Penaeidae.
AUGGCUCUCAAAGGGGUGCAGUGUCAUUGUCACGUGGGGCUCCCCCUGCGAUUAUUGGUCACAGACUUUGACUUUGCCGAUUAUGCAGUGAUCCUAGCGGAGACAUUGGAGGUCCUGCUGGGACUCUCGGUCAGCUGGACCAAGACCAAGGAAUUUGGAGACUUCGUAGUGCAGAGCGACGGAGGUUCUAACCGGGAAGUCACUCGGCGACUCGGUCUGGCCUACGGCGUUAUGGACUCACGCAAUAUGGGUAUUUGGCGCCGUCGGUAUUUGACUAGGAGGACUAAGAUCAUGCUCCUCAGAGCGCUGGUGAUCCCGGUCUUACUCUACGGGUGUGAGACCUGGACACUGAACAUUGUUCUGAAGGCCCGACUUGACUCCUUUGGUACUGAGCAUCUUUGCAGAUGA